AUGGACAACGAGCAGCCACAUCAAGAGUUGGUCAAGUGCGUCCUGGUGGGGGAUACUGCAGUGGGCAAGACGCGCCUGAUCUGCGCUAGAGCCUGCAACAAGCACGUCUCGCUAUCCCAGCUACUUUCCACCCAUGUUCCAACUGUCUGGGCCAUCGACCAGUAUCGCAUCUACAAAGAUGUUCUCGAACGAUCUUGGGAGGUGGUUGAUGGAGUCAAUGUUUCCUUGCGUCUUUGGGACACUUUCGGGGAUCAUGACAAGGAUCGUCGCUUUGCCUAUGGACGGUCCGAUGUGGUGCUUCUUUGUUUCUCGAUUGCAAGCCCGAUUUCCCUGCGAAACUGCAAGGCCAUGUGGUACCCGGAAAUUCGCCGUUUCUGCCCAGACGUACCGGUUAUACUGGUAGGUUGUAAAAACGACCUGCGGUAUAUGUACCGAGAUGAGAACUAUCUUUCGUAUUUCGGCGAAAAGGGCACUUUUGUUCGAGCCGCUUUAAAAAGUGAUCUGGUCAUGCCGGAUGAGGCGCGUGCCGUGGCCAAAGAGCUGGGCGUGGCCUAUUACGAGACGAGUGUAUUCACCUACUUUGGGGUGAACGAAGUCUUUGAGAACGCUAUCCGGUCGGCGUUGAUCGCUCGGCGGCAGCAGCGCUUCUGGAUGACGAAUCUGAAGAAGGUGCAGAAGCCACUGCUCCAGGCACCGUUUCGGCCACCAAAGCCACCACCACCAGAGGUCACCGUUAUGGUCGGUAAUUAUCGGCAGGAUAUAUACAACAUGUUCCUGUCGCAGGCUUACACAGAUCUCGUCCUGUUGGGUUCGGGUGGUGCGAAGUUCGCCGUGCAUCGUUUCAUGCUGGCCGCCGCAUCAAAUAUCUUUCAGCGACUGCUGAGCACCGAACUAAGUGAUAUGGGAGGCCGGAGCAGCAGCGAAUCGAGUAUGGUGAGCUCCACGUUUGGGGAAGCCACUAUAGCUGAUUUCAACGACGAUACCGAGUCUUUAAUCCGCUACGAAACACGCACACAACGUAUGUGGGAGCAUUUGAAACGGCGCUCCAGUUAUCAGGCCUUACCUUUGAUGGAGUCGAAACGGUCGAGCGAUCUGUACAGGGAGCUGCAUCAUCCAGUUCUUCAAAGCAUUCGUCUGGUGCAUAUGGAGAACCAGCGCGGUGUGAACGGACUCCAGACCAUUGUCACCCUCAGCAAACUCAUCUCCCCGCAAGCGCUGAACCAAUGCCUCAGAUUCAUUUACACCGGAACCAUUGACAAAGAUUGCAAUAAUCUGCAAGAAAUUAGAGAAGCUGCCGAUCUGUUAGAACUGCCGCAACUAACUCAGCUACUGUCCAGACCCUCAACAGUCUUGGAGAGCUCCAGUGAUGAUCCAAGCCCGCACAUUUGUCUUCGCAUCAAAGAAAGCUUAGAGCGACAUUGCAUUGGCGAUGGAUGCUUUAGCGAUGUCACCUUCGAGCUGGAUGAUGGUCUCAUGAAGGCUCACAGAGCUGUCUUGGUAGGCCGUUGUGAUGUCAUGCGUGCCAUGUUGCUGGGCGACUUCCGUGAGGCGCAUUCAAAUGUGAUUGUGUUCCCUGGCGUUACCAUUUACACAUUCCAUAAGCUGCUGUGCUAUCUGUACACUGACCAGAUUCCGCCAAUUUCGGCUGUCAAGUGCCUAAAUUUACUGGAGCUGGCCAACCGACUCUGCCUGCCGCGUCUCAUCAAUCUGGUUGAAUGCCGCGUCAUCGAAGAUCUCACACUGAUUUCCCAAAAUGAAACAAAUGAAACGGUGGACCACUGUUUAAAGUUACUGGAGCCUGUUAAGCUGCACAACGCACACCAGUUGGCCGAGUGGUGCAUGUCGUACCUGUGCGUCAAUUACAACAUUAUUUGUAAGUUUUCACUCAAGGGCCUGAAGGCCCUGCACCAGGAUAAUCAGGAGUACCUGCGCGAACAUCGCUGGCCUCCAGUGUGGUAUCUGAAGGACUACGACUACUAUCAGCGAUGUCUCAACGAGUUGAACAAGGAGAUAAAGCUGAAAACCUCACGUCGGGAGUCGCCGAAUGAUGACGAGGGCUGUCUCUGCUUCACCGGAGUAUUCUCUUGCUGGCUGCUAGGUAAAUCGAAGCGCAGCGAAGCCACUGGAACUGCAGAGAACAGCAAUGCCGAUAAUCAAAUCUUCAAUAGCGCCGGAAACUCGAUCAACCACAUCGAUUUGGAGGCGGAUAUGGAUCUGAAUCUCUGACACCCGGCCCUCGGGCAAGGAAGAUCACUGCGCUUCAUUGUGAUCCUGCCGGUCCUGAUCUGUUUCAUCUGUACGAUUUUAAGUAUUUUGAUACUUUUCCAAAUCCAUACAUAACAAACCUCAAGGACACACAAUUGGCGAGUCUGCUUUUGACAUAACGCAAUAUACAUAUAGAGGAGCGCAAAUUUGCCUUAGGGAUUACUGUAUAGACCAGUCCAACAUAGCUCGACCCAGAACAAAGGAGCAUUUUACCAAGUGCUUCGGAUUUCUUAUAUUUAUACGCCUAUAUAUACAUAGAGAUAUAUUAUGCAAAGCAUAGACGAGUACAUGCACAUGCACCUUGGCGAUGCGAUACGUUUCGCUCUAAUGCCUUACGAUAUAUCGAUGUACACCUCACCUGGCUCGCCUGGCUCCGAAGGAUUCGUCGAAGGAGGUGUAUAUCCUUAUACUUGUACCCUGAACAAAAACAUGUAUGUAUAUGUAUAUUUUUGAAUUCCUACUUACGGAAACAUUUGUCUAGCCAUAGCCCUAAGCAAACUUUAUGAUAAGGACGCAUUUUGUACAGAAUGAUAGAAUAAAGCAAUUACGAAUA
This is a messenger RNA of Drosophila ananassae, 2818 nucleotides long. RefSeq names its product rho-related BTB domain-containing protein 1 (gene RhoBTB). Gene Ontology annotation, molecular function: GTP binding; protein binding; GTPase activity. Gene Ontology annotation, biological process: small GTPase-mediated signal transduction. The transcript has 12 exons. Bases 1 to 2226 code for a protein of 741 amino acids. NCBI's taxonomy places the organism in Eukaryota, Metazoa, Arthropoda, Insecta, Diptera, Drosophilidae. The record is from RefSeq and is a predicted model, not a curated record.